AUGUAUUCCAACUCGAACGCCUUCUUAGGAGGCAACAGUCCUCGCCCGGGGACUGGACAGCAGCAGUAUGGCGGUUCCUUUAGCGGUCUUGGGCCUGGCCAGCAGCCGGGUCAACAGCCGGGCCCCUUUGCGCCGCAGCCCACGGGCUUCGGACAGCAGCCAUUGCAGCAGCAAUACACCGGAUAUCCGCUGCAGGCCCAGCAGACGGGAUACCAGCCGCAGCAGCAGCCAUUGCAGCAGCAGUAUACCGGGUUUCCGGGACAGGCUCAGCCGCAGCAGUUCCAGACAUCGAGCGCCCCGCCAAUGCCGUCGAUUCCUCCCCAAUUCCAGCAGCAGUUUCAACAGCAGCAGCAACAGCAGCCGCCUCAACUUCAACAGCAGGUGCCGCAGCCGACGGGAUUUCCAUCCGUGCCGCCUCAGCAGCAGUCUAGCUCGACAAUCUCCCCCCCUCCUCCUCCGAUAAAGCCGCAGCCGACUGGGUUCGCGGAAGUGGCCGCGUCUUUCCAGACCGGCGGUACGGCAAAACCCCAGGGACGAAGAGGCGAAAAGACGCAGAGCAAGAUCCCCAACAUUAGGCUGUCUUUUAUCACCGCCGCGGAUCAAGCAAAGUUCGAGACGCUCUUCAAGUCCGCUGUGGGAGAUGGCUCGGCGACAAUGUCGGGAGAAAAGGCUAGGGACCUUUUGAUACGCUCCAAGUUGGAUGGUGAUGCCUUGUCACAUAUCUGGACUUUAGCAGAUACUACGCGAGCGGGACAGCUUUACUUCCCCGAAUUCGCCCUUGCCAUGUACCUUUGCAACUUGAAGCUCACAGGCAAGACGCUGCCACCAACUUUGCCCGACCAUGUCAAAAACGAGGUGUCUAGCAUGGUCGACAUCAUCGGCUUUAGCGUGGCAGAUGAAGGUCCCUCUACGAGCCAGGCGACCAAUGUGCCGACUAUUGAACAGCCGAAGCCGCAACCACCACCACCAUCAAACUCGCAGCUUCUCCAAGCGCAGAUGACGGGCUUUCCUGGACAGCAACAGCCACAACAGCAAGGAUUUGGAGGACAGUCGCAAGGUCUCCAACCUCAGCCGACGGGCUACGCCAACCUACAAAAUCCCCAGCCAACAGGAUUCAAUGGCCCUCUUCCUCCAUUGCCCCCUAUGCCUACCGGAUACGGCGGCCCUGGUGGCAUGGUCGCCCCAUUGAAUGCACAACCCACAGGAGUGCCAGGUCAAUGGGGCCUUGUCAAUGCCCCUGCAUCUGGGUUGCCCAACAUUGAUGCGCUGCAGGCUCGCAUGAUGCCUCAGGCGGGUCGCGAGGGUGGUACCUUUACCACGGCUGGCCUUCAGGGCAAUGCUGUUAUUCCGUGGGCCAUUACCAAGGAAGAGAAGACCAGAUACGAUGCCCUCUUCAAAGCCUGGGAUGGUCUUAGAAAGGGCUAUAUUGGCGGUGACACGGCUAUUGAGAUCUUCGGCCAAAGUGGCCUUGAGAAGCCUGACUUGGAGAGAGUCUGGACGUUGGCCGACCACGGUAACAAGGGCCGCCUAAACUUAGACGAAUUUGCUGUCGCUAUGCAUUUAAUCUACAGGAAGCUAAACGGAUACCCCAUGCCCAACGUGCUGCCUCCCGAGCUUGUCCCACCCUCUACUCGCAACUUCAGCCAGUCUAUCGGUACCCUGAAGUCAAUGUUGCAUGAAGAGUCUGACUUUCGCAAGAACUCUGGUGCCGCCCUGCUGCCCCAAAAGACUGGCGUUAGUUAUAUGAAGAAUCGGUCAUUCCGAGGCGGCCCAAGCCCUGCUGCUGGCGGACGCAAGGAUGCUACAGUGUUCAGGAAUGACGAUGAGGAGUUCGGAUACAGGUCUAGUGCUCGCCGAAGGCUGGGAGGAGCCUCUCCCCGAGCCGAAUCCCCAGCCGUGUCUUCUGUCGGCUCCAACGAUGACUUGACCCUGGAUGAGCUAAGGAAAAAGGUCAAGGAGAAGCAGAUCUUGCUCGACGCUAUGGAUUUUGCCGAUGAGAAGAACAACGAAGAGGACGACAUCUUGGACCGACGCGAUCGCCGCGAGGCAGAGGAACUCUACCGUCGCAUCCGACGUAUUCAGGAUGAUAUUGAUGCGCACCCAGAUGCUGCACUGGCCGUUGGUAACUCGGACGCCGAGACGAGAGCUCUGAAGCGCCAGCUCCAGAACCUCACGGACAAGGUCCCCCAACUUGCAUCCCAAGUCCGAAAGGCGGAAAAGGCCAUCAUGGAAGCAAGACUUGAGCUUUUCCGUCUCAAGGAUGCCAAGGCUCACCCUGGCAGCGCGUCGUCCAUUGUCGGAACUGGUCCCGGCGGAUCAGUCACGGAAUCGGACCGGCUCAAGGCUCGAGCCAAGGCCAUGAUGCAACAGAGAACUGCUGCUCUGACAGGCAAGAAGAUCGAGACCACCUCUGAGGACUUUGACGCCCCCAAGAGGCUCGAGGAAGAGACCAUCCGGGUUAAGAAUGAAAAGCAGGGCAAUGAGCGCAUGGUCCGUGACGUUGAGGAAAGUGUCCGCGAAUUCUCGCGCAGCAUCGAGGACAACCUCAACGAUACUGGAAAGGACAACAGCAGUGAGCAUGAGAGGCGUCGCUGGGAGGACGCCCUCGGUGUUGAGGAUGAAGUUCGAGACUUCAUCUUCGAUCUCCAGCGCGAGAGCCGGGCAGCCCGCGUCCGGGCCCAGGACAAGCGCUCUACACGGCCCUCAGCAGCAGACGAGCCUCGCCGAGAAAGAGCUGCCGCCGCGGCUCCCCAGCAGGACGAGAGCCCCGCUCCAGCUUCGCGUACUGCCACUCCUUCUUCUACAGCGGGCGGCGGUUCGUACUCUUCGUACAAGACGCCUGAGGAGCGCGCUGCCUUUAUCAAGCAGCAAGCUGAACAGCGCAUGGCUGAGCGUCUUGCAGCACUGGGUAUCAAGGCACCGACCAAGUCUGGAGAGACAGCUGCUCAGCGUAUAGAGCGCGAGAGGAGCGAAAGAGCUGCCAAGUUGCGUCAGGCUGAGGAGGAGGACGCCCGCCGAGAAGCUGAGCGACAAGCUCGCCUUGCUGAAGAACAGGGAAUUCCACCUCCGGCCGUGGAAGAGGCGGCACCGGCCGCUGCGGCUAAGAAGCCUCCGCCACCUCCGUCAAGAAAGGGAGGGAAAGCCGAAAAUGAUCGCGAUGUAGCGAGAAAGGCAGAGGAAGAGGCUGCCAAGGCCGCUGAAGAGGAGCGCCUGGCUCGAGAGCAUGAGCAGCAACAGAGGCAAACCGAACAAAUGAGGCAAAAAGUAGAGGAGGAGGAAGACGAAUUUGAAAAGGAGCAACGUGAAGCUGCGGAACGGCUCAAGGCUCUGGAAGAACAGGUUCGACAAGGAAAGCUACGAAAGGAAGAGGAAAAGAAAAAGAAGAAGGCAGCUGCGGCAGAAGCCAAGGAAAAGGAAGCCAAGCUAGCUGCUCGUCGUGCGGAGAUGGAGGCUGCCAAACAGCGUGAACUUGAGCUGCAGCGCCAACUCGAGGCUAUCAACGACGAAGAUAGCUCGUCAUCCGAUGAAGACGAAGGCCAGCAGCAAGCUACACCACAGGCUUCGACCCCUUCGCCUGAGCAGAGAGUGAGCUCACCACCUGCUCCCGCUGCCGCUGUCGCUGCCCCUCCCCCUCCCCCUUCGGCCGUCUCUCCACCACCUGUUCCCACGGUGGUUACCUCUCCUCCCGCUGAGACGGAGAGCAAGAACCCCUACUUCAAGAUGAUGUCGCAGUCAUCGGAGGCAUCUUCCCCAGCUGCACCAAAGGAAGCAACAACACCUGCAGCUGACAUUUCCACGAACCCAUUCCACCGCAUGACGCAGGAUAUCAAGUCUGCCCCCGUGCCAACUCCCGCUCCCGCCCAGCCUUGGUCUCGCAAGCGAGCCGAUUCUGACGACUGGGGCUCCAACAAGGAGUCGGACGACGAAGACUCUGACGAUGACCGGCCCGGCGGCGGCAACGCUGCUCAGCUGGCGUCUAUCUUGUUCGGUACCAUGGCGCCACCAAGGCCGCUCUCCGCUGCUGGUAGAGAUUCGUCGCCAUCCACGCCUGCUCCGGCAAGCGAGGCGAUAUCUUCUCCUCCACCUCUGCCGAGCGGAACGCCCGUUGGUGCUCCUCCACCACCUCCUCCUAUGCCAGACGCUGGAAGCCCACCUCCUCCGCCGCCAAUGGCUCCUAUCGGAGGCCCUCCCCCUCCUCCGGCCUUGCCUGGCGGUGCACCCCCUCCUCCCCCUCCUCCUCCUCCUGGCGGUGCUCCGGCAUUACCAGCAGCAGGCGGCGGCCGUCCCGCUGGCUUCCUGGGAGAGAUUCAAGCCGGAAGAGCUCUCAAGAAGACGACGACAAAAGACAAGAGCGCAGCUGCCGUCGCUGGCCGAGUUCUGGAGUAG
Molecule: messenger RNA, 4386 nt
Organism: Trichoderma harzianum CBS 226.95
Lineage: Eukaryota; Fungi; Ascomycota; Sordariomycetes; Hypocreales; Hypocreaceae
Exons: 3
Coding region: 1-4386 (1461 amino acids)
Biological process (GO): endocytosis; endosomal transport; actin cortical patch assembly
Cellular component (GO): plasma membrane; cytoplasm; nucleus
Molecular function (GO): calcium ion binding; actin binding
Source: RefSeq, a predicted model, not a curated record